GAGAGGAAGCAGCUGGUGAUGCUGGAACAAACAUGGCCGCCCCGGCGCCCUUCGGCUUCUCGGGCUCCGGCAGUCCUCGGCUAGCCGCCGGCCUCCGGCUGUUCCCGCUGUUGGGGCUGCUGCAGCUGCUGGCCGCGCCCGGCCUGGGCCGCGUCCACCACCUGGCGCUCAAGGAUGAUGUGAGGCAUAAGGUUCAUCUGAACACCUUUGGAUUCUUCAAGAAUGGGUACAUGAAGGUGAAUGUCAGUAGCCUUUCAGUGAAUGAACCGAAAGGAGCCACAGACAAGGACUUAACUAUUGGAUUCAGCCUAGACCGAACAAAGAAUGAUGGAUUUUCUUCCUAUCUGGAUGAAGAUGUCAAUUACUGUAUUUUAAAGAAACAGUCUGCCUCUGUCACCCUUUUAAUCCUAGACAUCUCCAGAAGUGAAGUGAAAAUAAGAUCUCCACCAGAAGCUGGUACCCAGUUACCAAAGAUCAUCUUUACCAAGGAUGAGAAGGUUGUCGGUCAGAGCCAGGAGCCUGGUGGUAACCCUGUCUUAGCAGGCAGCCAGGCUCCGAAAGAACAAGAAAAUGGAAAGUCUAAAAGAAGUACUGUGGAUUCAAAGGCAACAGGAGAGAAAUCCUUUUCUGUUCAUAAUAAUGAUGGGGCAGUUUCAUUCCAGUUUUUCUUUAACAUCAGCACUGAUGACCAAGAAGGCCUCUACAGUCUUUAUUUUCAUAAGUGUCUUGGAAGUGACGUUUGGUCUAAUGACAAGUUUUCGUUCAGCCUCGAUAUCGAGAUCACAGAGAAGAAUCCUGACAGCUACCUCUCAGCAGGAGAAAUUCCUCUCCCCAAAUUGUACAUUUCCAUGGCCUUCUUCUUCUUUCUCUCUGGGACCAUCUGGAUUCACAUCCUUCGAAAACGACGGAAUGAUGUCUUUAAAAUUCACUGGCUGAUGGCUGCCCUUCCUUUCACCAAGUCUCUUUCCUUGGUGUUCCACGCAAUCGACUACCACUACAUCUCCUCCCAGGGCUUCCCGAUCGAAGGGUGGGCUGUGGUGUACUACAUCACUCACCUCUUGAAGGGGGCACUGCUGUUCAUCACCAUCGCACUCAUCGGCACUGGCUGGGCUUUCAUUAAGCACAUCCUUUCUGAUAAAGACAAGAAGGUCUUCAUGGUUGUCAUCCCGCUGCAGGUCCUGGCCAACGUGGCCUACAUCAUCAUAGAGUCCACCGAGGAGGGAACGACAGAGUACGGCCUGUGGAAGGACUCCCUGUUUCUGGUUGACCUGCUGUGCUGCGGGGCCAUCCUCUUCCCGGUGGUGUGGUCAAUCAGGCAUUUACAAGAAGCAUCAGCCACAGAUGGAAAAGCUGCUAUUAACUUGGCGAAGCUGAAACUUUUCAGACAUUACUACGUCCUGAUCGUAUGUUACAUAUACUUCACCAGGAUUAUUGCAUUUCUCCUCAAACUCGCUGUUCCGUUCCAGUGGAAGUGGCUCUACCAGCUCCUGGAUGAAAUGGCCACGCUGGUGUUCUUUGUUCUCACGGGGUAUAAGUUCCGUCCAGCUUCAGACAACCCCUAUCUACAACUUUCUCAGGAAGAAGAUGACUUGGAAAUGGAAUCUGUAGUGACGACGUCAGGGGUGAUGGAGAAUAUGAAGAAAGUCAAGAAGGUGACCAACGGCUCGGUGGAGCCGCAGGGCGACUGGGAAGGCAGCGCGUGACGGAGCGGCUCGGAGGGGCGAGGGCAGAGACUUCUAAUCUAUUCGCAGUCCGGUUGGUCAGCGGAAGCGUCGGCCCCUCGCGACGGCGACACCGCAGAGCUCACGGCUGGAGCCAAGCGCCACGGAGGCCCAACUUCUCACUCUUUUCUGGACACCUGGUGCGCGCUGGUGACAGGCAGCUCGCAUUCUCCUUCAGGUGGGAGUGGCGGGGAGGGAGUGUAAGAGGAGGCAGGGAAAGGAAGCCUUUGUUUUUAAUUUCUAUUUCCGCUUUUUAAUUGGGGAGCUCUUCAGGGAGAUGCAGUUGUGACCCAGUGUGUAGCAGGGAGUGCUGGCAGAUGGGGGACCCCGCCGGCCCAGGAAGGGUCUUCAGGCGGUGAGCUGCUGUCGAGAGGGGGCUCAGGGACUCACAGAGAAGGCCGGGGUGGGGGCGGGGGGCAAGUGUCACUGCAUCUUCAGGGAGGAAACAGAUGAGGUUAUUUUACAAAGAAAACCGAGACUCAGUGUAGCAUGAGGAGCCUGCCCCGGGGUUCCUGGCCCUGAGUGUCACCCCAGACCUUCGUCCUGCAUUCUGAAAGUGACCAGGGGCAGCGGUUGUCUGAGGGCCGUGGUGUCACCGUCCAUCAGGGUCCUGCUCGUGGCAAAUGGUUUCCUGCCUGAUGGAUGGACAGAACUAUGUUCUUAAGCUCGAAAAGCCGCCUCUGCUGGGAUUUCCCUGGCUUCCCCAACGGCUCAGGGCAGCGCCAUCUCUGGUGGCCCUGUCCGCUCCUCUCUCAGCUGCCCCUGCCCUGUGUGAUUAGAAGCAGAGGAAUGGGAAGGACUUUCCUUCAGGAGCAGCUUGGGGCAGGAGGGGUCCUGUUAAAGCAAACCCUUCAGUCCAAGCAAGCUUUCCCUGUGAGCCGGGCAGGACUCGUGAAUGGAGGAGCGGCGCGGACCUCGUCCCUGUGUUCCAGGAGCACGCGUGUGAAGAAGGGUGUGAUGAGUGGUUCUACUCUCGGGGUCUGGGGAUGGGGAACCCCUUUCAGGAAUCUCAGUGAGGUUCUCUUCCAAACUUGCAGAGCGUGGAGCUGACCAUGGGUGGGGAUGGCACUGCCGCUCCGUUGGGAGCUGAGGUCUUUGGAUAAUGGGGCGAGCCCAGAAGGUCUGCCGUGACCUGGGGCGUAGCAGGGCUUGCCGGUCACCUCCUGCUAAGGCUCUGGCUGCCGGGGCCCAAGACGGGGACUGAGACACCGUGUCGGGCACAUGGGGUGCUGGCCAUGCAGGUGGCUCCCAGCGCCCGCGUGUGUCAGAAGCCUGAGCCCUCCCUCACCUCCUGAGUGCCAGACGGUGACGGCGGCUGGGGGUGCUUCUUGGACCACUGGCCUGGAGGGGCCGAUGAGAAGCCACAAGAUUUAGGGGUGCCGCUCAGCAUCCCUGGUUUAGGAACCUGAAGAGUCUCUACUGAGAAAACAGUGGUUUUCCCUUCCCUGUGCCCCUGACUGUUCCCAGCUGACCAUGAGGACGCACGCGUCCCUUGUGCGCUCUUUGAUAUCCCCCCGUGCUCUCCCGGCACGACCUCCACGGGGCUCGGUCCCAGCCCGGUGUGGAGAGGAGCGAGCAGGCUGGCCUGACCCUGCCCUUCGCCUUUCCACAGAUAUUUUCGGGGAGGUUCGUGUGUUCGCCUGUCUUCAGGAGCCAGGAAAUAUGCCCUGAGUAUUAGCUAAGGGACUUUCUUUUUGAGUUAACUCGGAGCCAUGCAACAGGAGAAGGAAGCGGCCCGGAGAACGGGGGCAUUUUUCCAGACUCCUGUCUUCCUGUGUGUAGACGCCAUCCCCACACCUCAGGAACGUGUCUCCUGCCGCGGCCCAAACCCCCUCCGGUGCUCCCCUCCGAAGGACUCGUUUGCUGUUUGUCCUGCGAGUCGCUGUCCUUGACAAGGCUGUAGACUUCUUGGCAGGAACCAGAGGUUUGAGGGACACCCCCACCUCUCCCCAGCCCCCACCCCUGCCGCCCUGAAGGUCUCCAUGGAGGUGUCUUCAGUUCCUGGCCUGGAGACAGGGACGGCAGUACGUGCAGAUGAGGGCGCACGUGUGGGCAGGCCCUGGCCCGCCGCAGCCACAGGAGGGCAGGAGCCCCCCAGGCUGGACCAUCUUCAAACCCCCGUGUCCCCCGCUCUGGGCGCCUCUAGGCUCACGGAAGGGCUGAGUUGGCUGCAGUGGUACGGUCCUGACCCUUCAGGAGCAGGACGGUACAGGUGAGAGAAGGUAGUGGAUCCGAAGUGAAAGUCAGGCCGAAGCCUUCCUAACAAGUGGGUCGUCUGCCCGCCUCCUGUGUUGUAACUGGCAAGAAGGUUUGAAGUCAGGCCGAUGAGGAAGGAAAAUCAAAGCCCCAGUCCAAGACCAGGCGGUGGUAGUGCCCGCGUUUCCAAAAUUACUUAAGCUCUUCAUCCUUUUCCAUAAACCUGUGGUUGUCCCUCUGUCGCUUGGAUGGCUAUGAGCAGCGCUCAGCCCUCACCCUAGAGUGAGGAUGCGGGGUUGGGGUCCAAAGCCAGGCCUUCUCCCCAGCAGACAGCCGCUCGCUGUGGCCUGACGGUCAGAGCCUGCGCGGCUCGUGCUGAGCGCUGUCGGGGUGGUUAAACCCUCCCUCUUAGUGUUGGAGGAUCGGGCAGAGAGGAUUGUGCAUGUCAGGAGUGAUCAGUGGUAUUUAUAGCUUCGCUUUCUGCCCCUGCUCCCCGAAUCUGCCUGUGAGAGACACCCUUGCCUCCUCUGAGAAACCGGCCGUGGACCAGAAGUGCCACUGGCUGCCAGAUUUUAGGAGGUAAAAGGGUCUGUUUUCCUUUAAUAAAGUGUGUAUUUUGCUAGAAAAUCACUUUUUGGACAGUAAGAACAAUCACUGAUCUCUCCCUUUUUUAGUUUUUGAAAUCGUUGAUCUCUUAAUCCUGACUCUUAACAGUGGCCAGAGACUCCAUUAGCCCAUUUCUCCGUCGCUCGGUGCUGUAACGUUUUAGCAGCGCCGCGUCCGCUGAACACACCUGGGGGCGCGUUCUCUUGUAAGGAGAAGCUUGCUCUAGUGUAAAAGAUGGUUUCUCAGAUCAUAGCCUGAGCCCAGUUUUCUUUCCAGAAACCACUCUAGAGUAAAAUUUACAGGGUUCCCCCCCCCCGCCCCCGCCCCUUGGACAUAUCCAGCCAGCGAAGGCGGCACCCAGUCUCUUCAUGAUGCAACUCCGUGGGGCUGUCAGGGCAAGGGGUCUGCUCCCUCGCUGUGACCUCCCCACGACCCACAUCCCUCCGCCUCUCCGCUCGCUCUCCCCUCCUUUUGGCCCAGGCCCGCCAGGCCCACGUGGGCUCAGCCUGGCAGCACAGGCUGAAGCCCUUGGUGCAUUGCAUCAUUCUCUGCCGUUUGUGAGAAGGAUGUAUUUUCCAAGCUCGGGAGAAUUUUAUCCCGAGCACAUAUGAUCGCUUUCGACCGUGUGUGACGUUCUGCCCCCACAUGGAAAUGGAUGUCUUGUUUUAGUCCUCACCGACCAAGGAGUGGUGUCACAGAUGCUGGUUUCCACUGUGAGUGGCUCUAGCCGUCUCCUGGGGCCUGAGACAGGCUACCCCACACACCCUGCAGAGCACUGGGGCCGUUGGUGCUUCCUGCUGCCCAGCAGCUGAACUUCAGAGGAGCCGGGUCGUCGCCUACCCGUCUUCCUGCCCCACACUCCACACCUCACCCUUGCUUCCCUGACCCACCCCAACCUUGAGCAGAUUCGGAAUUGGCUGAGUCCAGGGUGCUGUGGCCUGCGGGUUUUUCUUCUUCUUAAGAAUUCAGUAAAUUAAUGGUUUUCCCACUGAAGAAGUUAAAUUAGAUUUUGUCUUGAUACCUCUUGGUAUAUCAGAAACAAACCACACCAGACUUUCUAGAAGAUCUGCUCCUUUACUCCGCUUUUUUCCCGGUGUUUUCAGGCAGGAGGUCUUAAGAGCUUCACCUGAGUUGAUGCUAGUCCUUGUCACCUCCACCUGGAAUGCAGUUAUUGAUUGGCAAGCUGGACACUCUCCAGCUUCCCCCGGGGCCUCUCCUCUCACCUGGCGAUGCACCCGCCCACUCUGCACGGUGUGUGCCUGACAGAUAGUGUUUCUGGGACAUGGACACGCACCUCCCCUGCGGGGCUGUGUGAAGAACGAAGCCAGGGGAGGGACAGGGAGGUGCCGGAGCCAAGAUUCGCUUGUCACACCAGGGACCUUUGGGCUUCCGGCUGUUUGGGAGGGGGGUCCCUGAUUAAGUCAGUAAAGGUCAAGGUCAGACAGAGAACUUAGCUCACUCCCAAGACAGCAAGCUUGUCUCGAGGCAGGGUCUGAGGUUUGGUGGUGGGCAGGCAUGUCAGUCAGGGAGCCAGCUGUCAGCCUUCUUAGUAUUUAAGACACUCAUUACAAAAGGAUCCAAAAAUCCUGUCUGCACAAGGGGGUUUCUUGACGCCUUAAGCAGCUUCUGCAGAUCGUAAAAUUGGAUUUACCUGGUCAUGUGACCUCAAAAGAACUCAGACACAUCCAAUCCAGAAAAUAAGUUUCAUUUGGGGGAGAAAAUGUCUGUAAAUAUUCUUUGCUUUCCAGGUUAGUUUGGGAUGCAGAGGGAGUUGUCAGUAUUUUUUUUUUCUUUUUUAAACGCUGAUGAUUAUUGAAGAGUAUUUAUGUAAACAUAUAACAGGUGGGGGUUCCGAUCAGGGUGAUGUAGAGGGUGGAUUCUCUUGCUGUGAUGCAGACAUGUAAAAUAAAGAUUCUAUGGCGGAAAUGUA
Capra hircus (goat) is the source of this 6453-nucleotide messenger RNA. RefSeq names its product G protein-coupled receptor 107 (gene GPR107). Bases 33 to 1703 code for a protein of 556 amino acids. Gene Ontology annotation, cellular component: membrane; Golgi apparatus; clathrin-coated vesicle. Gene Ontology annotation, biological process: clathrin-dependent endocytosis. Gene Ontology annotation, molecular function: clathrin heavy chain binding. NCBI's taxonomy places the organism in Eukaryota, Metazoa, Chordata, Mammalia, Artiodactyla, Bovidae. The transcript is spliced from 18 exons. The record is from RefSeq and is a predicted model, not a curated record.